Molecule: messenger RNA, 1390 nt
Organism: Neltuma alba
Lineage: Eukaryota; Viridiplantae; Streptophyta; Magnoliopsida; Fabales; Fabaceae
Product: rhomboid-like protein 20
Exons: 8
Coding region: 134-1000 (288 amino acids)
Cellular component (GO): membrane
Molecular function (GO): protein binding; serine-type endopeptidase activity
Source: RefSeq, a predicted model, not a curated record
UUGAAUAUAGAAUACGCAAUUCUCGACUGCGAAGAACUCAGGGAAAGUUGCGAGAAGACGACCCUGAGACUCGGAGCCAGAGGCGAAGGCAAAUUACGCAGACAAGGUCGUUACUUUCUGCUUCACUGUGAAAAUGAACGGCGGCCCGUCUGGUUUUGCUAAUGCUCCCGUCACAAGGACUGUCAUCAUCUUCUCGGCGCUUUUCUCAAUCUUCUUCGGGAUCCAAGGCCGUUUGAACAGUCUGGAUUUUUUGGGAAAGCUUCGUUCUUGGAAAUGGAUUCUGUCCAUCUUUGCCUUUUCAUCGACACCAGAAUUGAUUUGUGGGCUGUAUCUGCUUUACUAUUUUAGGGUCUUCGAGAGACAGAUAGGUUCCAAUAAAUACUCUGUCUUUGUCAUGUUUUCCAUGCUAGUUUCACUUCUGUUUGAGGUCAUUGCUGUAAAGCUCAUGAAAGAUCGUUUUGUGGAACAUGUCUCCUCUGGACCUUAUGGUCUUAUAUUUGCUGCAUUUGUGCCCUUUUUCCUCGAUAUUCCAGUUUCAACACGGCUCCGUGUGGCUGGUUUUCCCUUUUCUGAUAAGUCAUUCACAUAUCUAGCUGGUAUUCAGCUUCUUUUUUCGUCAUUCAAAGGGUCAAUCUUACCUGGAUUGUGUGGCAUCCUUGCUGGUUCGUUGUACCGUUUGAAUGUCUUCUAUAUCCGCAAAGCCAAGUUCCCACGGUCCAUUGCAUCACUCUUUUCACGGUUCUUUUCACCAUCUAUGGGGGGUUCUCGUGCUCCAUCAACAAGGAAUGCCGUAGGAAAUAGACCAUUCUAUUCAGCAGUUCGCCAAGCGGAGAGAAAUUACCCUGCUCCAAUGCAAUCAGUGGCGGAACCAUCAGAGGACUCAAUUGCGACGCUUGUUUCCAUGGGAUUUGAUAGGAGCUCAGCGAGGCAAGCGCUAGUGCAUGCCAGAAAUGAUGUCAAUGUGGCCACAAAUAUUCUACUGGAAGCACAGUCCCACUGAUUCCUUUAACAGCUGAAAUCCCAUUCUUCAAGCAUUGCCAUUUUGCUGAUUCUGACAUGAGGAUGGCUUUCAUUGCGGGGAGCUCCAGGUGCUCUUGACACUUGUGUUCUUGCCUCCAAAUUAACGUUGAACCUUGUAAUUAUUAUUGAUAAAGUAGUGAGAAUUAGGAGCCUGUACAAAUUACUCAUACCGUACUUAACGCUCGUUUUUGUUCACUUCCAUUUGCUUGCUAUUGCAGUAGGCUGCGGCUUGCAGUCGUUCUAAUUAUGACCUCUUUCUGUAAUGCUUCACUAGCAUAAUGAAUCUUGAAAGUGCUAAGAAGAUAGAUAGGUGCUAUUUGACAGUUUUAAAACUUGUUACAGAAUUUCUGAUUUAAAAUUUGCAAAUUAA